This is a messenger RNA of Hypomesus transpacificus, 5634 nucleotides long. It is a transcript of the gene akap1b, whose product is annotated as A kinase (PRKA) anchor protein 1b. The record is from RefSeq and is a predicted model, not a curated record. Lineage: Eukaryota; Metazoa; Chordata; Actinopteri; Osmeriformes; Osmeridae. The coding region runs from base 202 to 2904 and encodes 900 amino acids. The transcript has 11 exons. Gene Ontology annotation, molecular function: RNA binding.
GUUUUAACAGCUGUUGGGUCUGUUUUUAGAGUCCGAUGCUUGGUCGGUCAACACGUGGAGAAGACAGAAAGAGAGACCAGACGGGGACAGGUUGGGAUAGACUACAGUUUGAAAUACUUAACAUUAUAAUUCAAUAAUUCAAUUCAUCGUGGCGGCGUGGAGGACGCGUACAUACUGUGUAGCUGCUAGGGUCCUGAGGAGAUGCCGCUGAGGUUCCGGUCUGUUGUCCCGUACACGCUGCCCGGAGUGCUGGCGCUGAUAGGCUGGUGGUGGUACAUUUCACGCAAGAAAGAGCAGAUCAGCAGCCACGACAGUGAGGAGGAGGGGGCGGUGGCCAUGGGCUUGCUUACAUCCCCCACCGAGGGCAGCAAUGGCCUGUUGGAGAAGGCAUCCGUGUCCCCAACCGCCUCCACUCACCAAAUCACCGGAAGAGACUCCCCCCCGAUUGUUAAAGGAAAAAAUUCAACCAAGCAGGAAGUAGAAGUGAAGGUCCCCACCUUCAGAGCGGCGCCAGUAGAAGUCCACCGUACCCUCACACCCACAGCGUCAGCAACCGCAGACAGACCCCACACCCUUCCCGAGCCCCAACCGCCCUCCGACCCCCACAUCCCCUCCGACACCCAUGUCCCCUCCGACCCCCACGUCCCCUCCGACCCCCACGUCCCCUCCGACCCUCACCCGCCCUCAGACCCCCACAUCCCCUCCGAACCCCACACCUCCUCAGACCCCCACACCUCCUCCGACCCUCUCCACGACAGAGUGAAGACAGACCCUGCUACUGUGAGCUGCCUAGGCUCGGCCGGGACCAGCGUGACACAGACGCCAUCAUCACCUCCACAGAAUCAGGAAGAAAGCUCUGCCACCAGCACACUUGAGAGGGAGCAGGAGAGCGCUGGGCAGAGCCCACCCUCUGCUGUUGCUUUGGUAACAGAGCCUGAACAGCCAGAGCUGGAAGCAACCAGUCAUCCCACAGCAGAAGCAGAGGUGGUGGUUUCCCAGGUACUAUAUGCCAUGGUCUCAGCUACACCACUGGCAGCAGAACUGGCCAAUGCAGAGAGACCAGAGCCAGAGGGGGAGGUCUCAGGGAAAGAUGCCCCCUCAUUGUCCUGUUCCUCCUCAUCCACAACCCUUUCCACCAAAGACACACUGGAAUGCUUGCCAGCCCAGGACCAGAGAACAGCCCCAGAGGAGCCCCACACCCUGGAGACAACCACAUCGUCACAAGGUAUCCAGCACACUGUCAUGACAAGUAUACAAGUCCUUCCAUCACCUCCAGCACCUGUAGACUCCCUGCUUGCCCAAGGCCCGGCCCAGGAGAACGGAACCGGCCCGGCGGAGCUCGAGCUCAUGGCGGCAGGCCUGAUAACUGAUGUCAUCACUGCAGCCACCGCACAGGUUCUCAGCGUCACCUGCUGCCAAGACACCGACAAAUCAGACUCAGAGAUCGCCAAGCCUGGCAGUAGCAGCACGCCUCUGGCAAAUGGGAAGCCAUGCUCUGAGCAAGAGCCAAUAAGAAGGGAUAGUUGGCCCUCUCCCAUAGGCAUCGAGUCAAAGGGGGAGGGGUCAGCAAACCAGGAAGAGGAAGAUGUGCCCAAUGGGUGCCUGUCUGUGCCGGUGUGGGAGCCUAUAAGCAGCCAGCGAGACAGAGCAAUAGAGAACACGCAGAAUAGCCACUGUCCGAGCACUUCGCUAGAGACUCAGGAUCCCGCCCUGGCCAGCCUGGACAAACUGGAAGAGGAGGGGGAAUGUUUGGGGCCAAGGGUCUCAGGGGGGGUGGUGGAGUCAGCGGUGGUAAUGGUGACGUCGCUGGUGGGGGAGCACUCGCUGGGAGCCAUGUGUGAGAUGAAGAGGCUCAACUGUGUGGGCCUCAGGAACGGUGCUCACGGGGCGAGCGAGGCUGAGACGGACCAGUCCGGAGGUUCUGAUGUGAACAGCAUGGACUCGGUGGACAGUGGCUGCACCAUGGGGGCUGGGGACAGCCAGAACAGCAGCAGCCUGACCCCCACAGCCAACUCUGAGCUCAUCGUGUGGGAGAUUGAGGUGCCAAAGCAUCUGGUCGGACGGUUAAUCGGGAAACAGGGACGAUACGUGAGCUUCCUGAAGCAAAGCUCAGGUGCAAAGAUUUACAUCUCCACCCUGCCAUACACACAGGAGUUUCAGAUCUGCCACAUAGAGGGCACCCAGCAGCAGGUAGACAAAGCGCUGUCCUUAAUUGGGAAGAAGUUCAAGGACUUGGACCUGACCAACCUGUACGCACCCCCAUCUCUGCCGCUCACGCUCCCCUCGCUCCCCAUGACCUCCUGGCUCCUGCUGCCCUCCGGGGUGACGGUGGAGGUGAUCGUGGUGAACAUCGUCUCCGCAGGCCACAUGUUCGUGCAGCAGCAUACGCACCCCACCUUCCAUGUCCUGCGCAGCCUGGAUGAGCAGAUGUUCCUCUGCUACUCCCAGCCGGGCACACCUGCCCUGCCCUCGCCAGCAGAGGUGGGACUGAUCUGUGCAGCGCCUGCAGUAGAAGGAGCCUGGUGUAGAGCCCAGGUCAUCUCCUUCUUCAAAGAGACCAGCGAGGUGGAGAUCCGAUACGUAGACUACGGUGGAUACGACAGAGUCAAGAUCGACACCCUGCGGCAAAUAAGGUCGGACUUUGUAACAUUACCGUUUCAAGGUGCUGAGGUGUUACUGGAUAACAUCGUUCCUCUGCCAGGAGAGGAUAGGUUUUCUACCGAGGCCAGCACUGCACUUGAGGAGAUGACCAGAGGAGUUGCCCUGCUUGCACAGGUUACGAACUAUGACAACAACACUGGUGUCCCGUUGGUGCAAAUGUGGAACAUGGUUGGAGAUGAGCUGGUAUCAGUGAAUCGUACGUUGGCGGAGAGAGGACUGGGCACCUGGGUGGACAGCUUUUGAACAUGGCUGUCCCCGGCCCCACCACCCUCCUUUCCUUACAUCCCCUCUGGAUCCUGUCUACUCUGAUACCUGGAGUUUCCCAUCCUUCCUUGCCCGCAGAACACCCCCAUACACAUUUCAAUAGGAGAACUCUCAACCACUGGAUUGGGGAUUUUCUUUUUUUUUUCAAUUUUUUGUUUCUUAGUUUUGGUUUCAACUUGAAGACAAAAAAGAAAGUACUUGUACAUUUUAAGAAAAUAAUUAUAUAUUGUAACUGAAUAAAGGUUGAUCCAAGUUUUCCGUCCUGCCGUGACACUUCUCUCCAGGCCUCUGCACAAUUUUGACUGGAUUAUCAUGCUGUGGAUGUAUCCAUUGACUCCAUAGGAAAAAGAAAACCUUCAAUGAAUGGGGAACUAACUUCACCUUCAUUAAAUCUAACGACCUAUACACUGGCACAGUAUAGUAAACAUAAUAAUCGUUUUUCAAUGAAACCGUUGGGGGGGGGGGGUGGGGGGGCUUCUGGUAGGGUCAAGUGAGACUACCUGAGACGCAUCAGCGCACUGUCAUGUUCUGUCUGGAUUUGUUUCAACAACUGUGGAUUAGUCGGUGGACAAUGGUAUAGAAGGUGCUCUCAGUUCUGUUUUGGUUUCUUGAGUUGUGUCCGUGAAGACAAAAACUCUUGAUCCAUGCCUUGGAUUUUAUUAUAACCACAAUCCUAAGAACGGGAAAACUAUCUCCAGCCCCUCGUCGAUAUGGACGCAUUGGGAGGGUGCAGAACACUGGUCCUAGGAGACACGGCCUGCUCACCUGACCUGGCUGCCUCCUCCUGACAACACUGUGGCCUUAUGGAGAACGGGCUUCCUUCUCUGCACCGUGUCCAAUUUGCAGCAGGCCUGCCCUCGUUCCUCAUCCAGCACACUCUUGUCUGUGGAGAUGGGUGAGGGGGUGGGUGAGCCAAUGGUGGGCUUUCCCUAAGCUUGGCAUCACAGAUCCUGUACCUUCUGUACCGUCACUCUGGCCACUUCCUUUUCAUACACUACAGGUGCUGGACCUCAGCAGUGUGCAUGGGGGGGCACUUUGGAACAUGUAGAGGAAGGGUUCCAUAUUCACUCCCUUCCUAGCCCCACCAAUUUUGCGUUGCAGCUUUCUGAGGAUUUCAUGAGGAAGGUGGCAUAUUAAAUUUGUGGCAGUUUUUGUGGUAACACUUGAGAAAAAAUACCCACUCCCAGAAAGGCCUCGCCACCUAACCUGGUACACUCAAAUAACUGCUUUUAGAGUCUGCCCAGUCCUACAGGCUUUUAAAAGGGAACUACUACAUGAUAUUCAAAUCCAGUUUGUCUAUCGUUUGUAUGCAUGAUAAUAUGCCUGGUAUCUGCCCAGCUGCGCCUGUAUGUUCACUGUGUUGACUCCUACAUGUGUUAUCUAUUUACACUAGACUCGGUACAUGUCAAGGGUACAGGAAUCAACGUGUGUGUGAAUUGUGUGUCCACAAUGCAAACCAGACAAGGUAGCGGGGAGGAAAGGUUAGCAUAUUGCAUCAAUCACACUAUACAUACUGUGUAAUGCUGUUAGUGUGUUGCUUCUACACCUUUUUGUUGUUUUGGUUUCAUAGACUUUUUUUGACACUUUUAACAAGAAAUGGAAAUAAAUAACUACUGUACAUCAUUGAACACCACAUAGGGGUUGCUGUCGACAUCACUAAAGCAAGUGAAGGUGAAAGGUUUAACUUAAGUUUCGGAAAUGUAAUGAAUUCUAAAUGUAGUCUUUCUUUUGAUUUGACUAGCUGCUUACUGCUACUGUUUUAAAUGAAUCGAGUUAUUGUAUUUGAAAGGGGACUAGAUACUGUUGAUCCUGCCACACUAUAAAGUACUGUACCAAUGCUACUCUGACAAUAAGGCCAUAUAUUUCCCACUGCUUCAUAUAGACUGUGUCCAAGUAAGGUUUAAAGAAGUGUUUCAGCAUUUGACCGAAGCACUACAGAAGGCCAGUAGGAAGACUGACAGCAGCAGAAAGUAAAUUGCAUUAACUUUAUCCCUAAAUGCUCUGUGUUGUUGUGAGGAUGACAAAGUUCAAAAUGCUGGUUUAUUGUGGAUGAGACUCGAUUGUCUUAGGAAUGGUUAUUCAUGUGUAAGGUGAUAUGAUACACUGCUUGGUUGAAGACGGUUCUAGGAAGAGGGUGAAUGUCUUGAAUAGCUCUGUGUUUGCUUCAACAGACGUUAUUGUACAAAAGUACAAAAGCUGACCAGUGUUGGAGCAGUAGCCAUAUUCUUCAUCCUCGUGAGACCUUUACAUCAUUUCAACAUCUGUGCUCGGUUCAACCCAUCAAUGCCUCAUCCAGAAUAUAUCCCCCCGUUCCACUUCACCUGUCCUCUCCCCAUUAUCAGAAAUGCUUGAUCCAAUAAGUUUUGACUUGUGCAGGCCUGUGUAUAUAAGAUAUUUCACUGUACUUUUGUAUUACACUGGAGAGACCGAAAGCAAAAGGGAACAUAUUUUCUUUUUUUCAGGGGGGGGGGGGGGGGGGGGGGUUGUUCAACUCUGCUCCCCUUCCAAAAUUGUUUAAUGUUCUCUGUGGGUAAGACUGGUUUGAAGUGUUUGCUUAGCUAGAUCAUUAAUCAUUUGAUUAUUUAAAUGAGUGUUAAGCAAUCCUGCCCAGAUCAUUUAAUAUGUACAGGUCAGUUUUUGCCAGGCUCAUUAAAGAUUUCAUUCUUGGUUGUACAGAUCUAUUGGGAAAAAAUAAAAUUAUUAAAAAUG